CCCUUCAGGUAGGCAGUUUGACCUGGAAUUCCUAGUACACGUAUAGCGACAAUCUACAUUGUGAUGUGCUUUGUCUGAUUUAGGUGGAAACCCUGACGUUGGAUAAAGUUGGUGACUUGAGACGGCAAAUAUGUCAAAAGGAAGAGUGUCGAAGACGGACUCCAUAUUGAUUGUGGCUAUUGACUUUGGAACAACAUACUCUGGCUAUGCCUUUCAAUUUCGGCAUGACUAUGAGUCAGACAGAAUUGGAAGCAUAUUUGCAAACACAUCUUGGACGGCACAAAGCGGAAAUGGUCUGACGUCAUGGAAAACGCCAACCACUUUGCUUUUAAAUCCGGAUAGCACUUUCAAUUCGUUUGGUUACGAUGCUGAAGAGGAAUAUCAGGAGUUGAUAGAAAACGAAGAACACCACGACUUUCAUUAUUUCCGUCGAUUCAAAAUGAUGCUUCAUAACAAAGUGAUUAUGAAUCGUGACGUCGAAAUUGAAGAUUCAGGUGGUCGCAAGUAUUCUGCCCGAACAGUUUUCAAACACUCGAUUGACUUCUUGAAUAAGCAUUUCUUCAAGACUAUUGAAAAUCGUUCCUUAGGUAUAGAAUAUAAGCACAUCCAAUGGGUCCUUACAGUACCUGCAAUAUGGAACGAGCCCGCUAAACAAUUUAUGAGAGAAGCUGCUGUGGAAGCAGGAAUACCAUCAAAUAGAUUGCAGCUAGCUCUUGAACCGGAAGCUGCUUCAUUAUUUUGUAAAUAUGUUCCAUCAGAGAUGCAGACAGACGAGGACGGACUGAAUACGAAAAUAGUUCCAUUUAGCAUUGGGACUCGUUAUAUGAUUCUUGAUCUCGGAGGCGGAACUGGUGACGUCACAGUUCAUGAAGUCGUCGACGAAGACUCACUUAAGGAACUCAACGUUGCUAGCGGAGGUGCUUGGGGAGGUACGAAUGUGGACAGGGCCUAUUUCAACAUGCUUAAAUCUAUCUUUGGGGAGGAUACUCUGAAGAAAUUCAAAAUCGAAAGGCGGACAGAUAUGUUAGAGUUUCAGAGAGACUUUGAGAUGAAAAAGAGACAUAUCCGAGAUAAGUUGGGACAAAGCAUUCGACCAGUCAUCAUCUCUAUUCCAGCGCAACUUUCAGAAUUUAUAAAAGAAAUAAAAGGCAUUAGUUUACAGGAUGCGGUUGCAAAUUCGGAAUUCGCUGACAAAAUUAAAAUCAAACCAGGAAACAAGCUUGCUAUUGCUAGGGAAUUAAUGGAAGAGCUCUUUGACGGCCCAAGAAAAGAAAUUAUAAGCCAUGUUCGAAACAUUCUGGAAAACCAAGAUUCUGAACACAGGAUAUCGGCCAUUUUGAUGGUUGGUGGAUUCUCUACAUCCAAUAUAAUAGUAGAUGCUGUGAGACAAGCAUUUCCCCAUCUCCGCGUUGUGGUGCCCCCGGAGCCGGACUUGGCGGUUGUUAAAGGAGCUGUGUUAUAUGGUCAUGCUCCGUUGACCAUUUCUUCCCGUGUCUGCAAAUAUACAUAUGGGGUUGCUAUUUACGUCGAUUUCAAUGAUAAAAUACACCCACCUGAAAAAAGGGUCCAAAUAGACGAAGACGACCACAAGGAAGUGCUUUGUAAAGAUGUCUUCAGCCAAUUUAUUGGGGUCGGUGAAAGUGUUAGUGUCAAUGGCAGCGUUGACAAAAUAUACGAUGUGACAAAGCCACACGCUCCAAUGUCUCUACAAAUAUUUGCAACCCCCGAGAAAAGCCCGUUGUUCACAACAGACAAGUACUGCGAGAUGCUGGGUACCAUCACUAUCAACCCACCACAAGAUGGAUGGAAGAAAGGCGCAAAAAUUAAAGUGUCUAUGAAAUUUGGGGGAGCAGAGUUCGAAGUUCAUGCCACUGACUUUCAAAAUCCAAACACAUUCUACUCCACACACUUCGAUUUUCUGUUGUAAUUUUAUUUUGGUUUACGCCAUGUGUCAUGAAUUGACAAAGAGAAUCUUCAAAGAUGUUACCGUCCAUAUUCUUCUCAAACCCUGAAGACAAGUUACAGAUGUCUAUACAAUUAACUUCAUUGUAAAGAUGGACUGAGUUACGGCGGUAUAAUAGGAAAGUAAUGAAUGAUUACAUGCUUAAAGAUAUUAGUAUAAUU
This is a messenger RNA of Ostrea edulis (European flat oyster), 2124 nucleotides long. Its product is annotated as heat shock 70 kDa protein 12B-like. NCBI's taxonomy places the organism in Eukaryota, Metazoa, Mollusca, Bivalvia, Ostreida, Ostreidae. The coding region runs from base 131 to 1927 and encodes 598 amino acids. The transcript has 5 exons. The record is from RefSeq and is a predicted model, not a curated record. Gene Ontology annotation, molecular function: ATP-dependent protein folding chaperone; ATP binding.